Molecule: messenger RNA, 1878 nt
Organism: Macrosteles quadrilineatus (aster leafhopper)
Lineage: Eukaryota; Metazoa; Arthropoda; Insecta; Hemiptera; Cicadellidae
Product: fat-like cadherin-related tumor suppressor homolog
Exons: 10
Coding region: 1-1878 (625 amino acids)
Biological process (GO): homophilic cell-cell adhesion
Cellular component (GO): cell-cell junction; plasma membrane
Molecular function (GO): calcium ion binding
Source: RefSeq, a predicted model, not a curated record
AUGGUGACUGCAGUGCCACUAGACAGGGAGCACGACGCCAUGGUGGAGGUGGCGGUGGUGGCGGUCGAUGGAGGAGGUGUGAUGGUGACUGCAGUGCCACUAGACAGGGAGCACCACGCCAUGGUGGAGGUGGCGGUGGUGGCGGUCGAUGGAGGAGGCAGGUCUGACAUUGCCACUGUCAGGGUCGCUAUCUCAGAUGUCAACGAUAACGCUCCGGAAUUCUACUUUCCCGAAUACCACGUUUGCAUUCCCACAAACCUGUCCAUUGACUCGGUGUUUCUCAAGGUAAAAGCACGGGACAAAGACACUGGAACUGCAGGAGUGGUGGAGUAUUCAAUAUAUAAUCUGCAAUCCAAAAGAGUAAAACAUCUGUUCGGCAUCAAUCCUCAGACUGGAUCUAUCGUUUUGUUGCAGUCAGUCUCUCAGCAUGAGCGUCAACAUUUCCAGUUCUUCGUUCGCGCGGCUGACGGUGGCGCUCCACCCUUGUUCUCAGACGUUGCAGUCAAUGUGUAUGUGAUGCGACCAGAGGACACGCCCCCCACCUUCCACCGACGCGACCAGAGAGUCUUUGUCCCGGAGCAUGCGCCACCUGGUACAGUUGUAGCCCAAGUGAAGCUUGUGACGCCUAUGACUGUGGAGUACAAGCUCCUGUCUAAUUCUACGCAGUUCUCUAUCGACAGCAAGGGUCUUAUCACGUUGACCUCUGCCCUGGACCGUGAGCUGUCACCUUCCCACACUCUGGGAGUUCUUGCGCUGAAGUCUCCUUUGUCGGGAUUCACCGAGGUGUACGUCAUCGUUGUUGACAUCAACGACAACCCUCCUCACUUUCACAGCUCCACGUAUAACAUCCGUGUCGCCGAGAACGUUGACGAAGGCACUUCGAUCGUGAGAGUGUCAGCUAGUGAUGAUGACGAAGGUGGUGCGGGCGAAGUUCGCUACUCCAUCGCCUCACCUGUGCUGACAGUAGACCCGUACUCUGGCUGGGUGUCCGUUGUAUCUGCUCUAGACCGAGAGGUGGAGCCUAUACACUCCGCUGUACUCACUGCCACUGACAACGGCGACCCCGCGCUCUCCUCCACCGCUGUCCUGCUCCUAGACAUCGUAGACUACAACGACAGUCCGCCGACCUUCUCUGAGAGACUAUACAGUGUGUCGGUGAACGAGAGUCUACCAGUCGGCGCCUCAGUACUGCAGGUCGUAGCCUCGGACCCAGACGGCGCAGGUCUAGACUACUACAUCACCUCGGGAGACCCUCACUACAGGUUCAGCCUCAGGUCCACUGGUCAGCUGUCUCUCGCCCAGCCUCUAGACCGGGAGCUUGUAGACUCCUAUACUCUCAACAUCUCCGUGUCAGACUCUAAAUACGUCGUCCACACCACGGUCAUCAUCCACGUGCUUGACGUCAACGACAACCAGCCUCGUUGCUUGCAGCCCAUGCUGAAGACAACAGUGUCUGAGGAUGCUGCUCCAGGGACCACAGUGCUGACAGUGCCUGCAGAGGACGCCGAUCUGAAUCCUCAGUUGAGAUAUCAUCUGACAGGCACCAACGCUGCUCACUUCUACUUCAACCAGAUCACCGGUGAGCUAAAGACAGGAGUAAGCCUAGAUCGUGAGGCAGUCUCGGAGUACAGUCUGGUCGCUCAUGUGCUGGACCGUGACACUUCUGGCUGGGAGUGUACAAGUCACGUGACCAUCCACGUUGCUGACGUCAACGACAACGCCCCCGUGUUCUCCUCUAGCAAUUACACUGCUGCAGUACCAGUAGACUACCCUCCAGGGAGCUUCGUCACCAUCCUACGUGCCGUCGACUCUGACUUCGGUGGAUCUCAGGUCAACUACAGUGGUAGAGUAAUUACAACAAUACAUCUGGCAGCAUGA